Drosophila sulfurigaster albostrigata is the source of this 3619-nucleotide messenger RNA. It is a transcript of the gene Esyt2, whose product is annotated as extended synaptotagmin-2. Gene Ontology annotation, biological process: lipid transport. The transcript is spliced from 14 exons. The record is from RefSeq and is a predicted model, not a curated record. NCBI's taxonomy places the organism in Eukaryota, Metazoa, Arthropoda, Insecta, Diptera, Drosophilidae. Gene Ontology annotation, molecular function: lipid binding.
UUCAGUUUUCAAAUCGUCGUCGACGGCGACAAGUCGUCAAGCGCGUCGCGCAAUCAGCAACAAAUAAAAAAAAUUAAAAAAAAUCUAAGAAAAAAACGACAAAAACGAAAAACCAAAGAGAGUUUAUAAAGUGUUGUUUUCUUGGCACUCGCACACAGACAACACAAACGGCAGAAGCUUCAAAUAAACAACAAACAAAAAACACUGAGACGUGCACAACACUAACAAAACGAUGAGUGAUACAACUUCCGAAGGGUCAACUGUGCCGUUGGCUGAGUUUAUUGUGCCACCGGAUCCAGACCAAGAUAUACCCAUUGUGCCGCUGGCACAAUUAGCCGACAUGAGUGAAGUGUCGCCAUUGCCAGCGACGGCAAAUGGAACCACCACAGCCACAACAACGACUGCAACAACAACAACGGUGGCAAAAGCACGCACCAGCGAUGACAACAGCAUAUUCUCUGUGUUGUAUUCGGUGAGCAAAAAGAUCGCAAUUGUGGGCUCCAUUUAUAUGGUCGGCUAUAUGGGUUGGUCCGUCGCCUGGCUGAUUGCACCCGUCAUUCUGUCUGUGACCCGCGAUCAGCUCGCCGCGUCAGCGCCUCGGCAUGAGCUGCCCGCCUGGGUUUAUUUCCCGGAUGUGGAGCGUGCCGAGUGGCUGAAUAAGACAACAACAACAACGGGUUUACUGGCAAAAGCACGCACCAGCGAUGACAACAGCAUAUUCUCGGUGUUGUAUUCGGUGAGCAAAAAGAUCGCAAUUGUGGGCUCCAUUUAUAUGGUCGGCUAUAUGGGUUGGUCCGUCGCCUGGCUGAUUGCACCCGUCAUUCUGUCUGUGACCCGCGAUCAGCUCGCCAAGGCGUCGGAGAAGAAACGUGACAUUGCAAAAUAGGCCUCGGCCUUGGCCUCCGAUCUGCAACGACUCUUCUGUCGCAUCGAUGAGCUGCCCGCCUGGGUUUAUUUCCCGGAUAUACUGAAAACCGAGUGGCUGAAUAAGAUCUUGAAGCAAGUCUGGCCGAAUGCAAAUCAUUUUGCCCGCACCCUGGUCAAGGAGACAAUCGAACCGAAUGUGGCGCUCGCUUUAUCGCAAUACAAGAUGAAUGGCUUUCGCUUCGAUCGCAUCAUCUUGGGCACGAUUCCGCCACGCAUUGGUGGCGUCAAGAUCUACGAUAAGAACGUGGACCGGAACGAGAUUAUCAUGGAUCUGGACUUGUUCUAUGCCAGCGAUUGUGACAUCAAUUUCUAUUUGGGUGGCAUGAAGGGUGGCAUCAAGGACUUCCAAAUACACGGCUGGGUGCGUGUGGUGAUGAAGCCAUUGAUUCGCUCUAUGCCGCUGGUUGGUGGACUGCAGAUCUUUUUCCUCAACAAUCCCAAUAUCGAUUUUAAUCUGGUGGGAGUGAUUGAUUUUAUGGACAUGCCUGGUUUGUCCGAUCUAUUGCGUCGCAUCAUUGUGGAGCAGAUUGGCAAUGUGAUGGUGUUGCCCAACAAAUUGCCCAUUUCGCUCAGCGACGAGGUGCCCGCUGUGGCACUCAAGAUGCCCGAGCCAGAGGGUCUGCUGCGCAUUCAUGUGGUCGAGGCCAAAAACCUGAUGAAGAAAGACAUCAGUGUGCUGGGUAAGGGCAAAUCUGAUCCAUAUGCCAUUAUCAAUGUGGGCGCCCAGGAGUUUAGAACACAAAUCAUUGAUAAUAAUGUGAAUCCCAAGUGGGAUUAUUGGUGCGAGGCUGUGGUUGAGGUCUCACAACGUGCCAUACUGGUGCUUAGACUCUUUGAUUGGGAUCGCACAAGUGAUGACGAGUCGCUCGGCAGAGCCUCCAUCGAUAUAUCCAGCGUCAUCAAAAAGGGCGUGCUCGAUACUUGGCUUCCAUUGGAAGAGGCCAAGCAUGGCGAUCUCCAUGUGCGUUUGCAAUGGUAUAAGCUAACAGCCGAUCCCAAUGAUCUGCAACAGAUUCUUUUGGAAACUCAAUUGCUGCGCGUGACAACCAUGAGCUCUGCUGUGCUCAGCGUUUUCAUCGACUCCGCCAGACAUCUGAAGCAAGCACGUGCCAACUCCAAACCUGAUCCCUACCUCGUUUGCAGCGUCAACAAGCAGAAGAAGCAAACUGCAAUGAUUUUGCGUGAUGAUUCGCCUGUUUGGGAGCAAGGAUUCACUUUCCUCGUAACAAACCCUGACAACGAGUGUUUGAAUGUUAAGAUCUAUGAUCAGAAGACUGGCAAUGAUAUCGGUCAAUACACUUAUACUCUGAGCACACUUCUUCGACAGUUCAACAUGGAAGUCAUUCAGCAACCCUUCCAGUUGCAAAAGUCUGGACCUGAAUCGAAGCUAUAUAUGUCACUAUCUCUGCGCAUUAUGAAAGCCGGUGAGAUUGAGGAGUCAGAUACUCUGGAACAAGCUGCCGCCUUGGCACGCAGCGCUUCCGUCAAGACACCCGAAGCCACGGUGACUCCUCCAGCUGUUAAGGAUACUCAAGCCAUCAACAAGCGCCUCUCCGCAGAGUCACCCAUUAUCGAGGAAGAACCCACUAAAGUAACACCAGUUAUUUCAGCCUCCGCUUCGAUGGAGAAACCCAUCAGUGAAGUGGUCAGCCAAGUGCUAACCCAUCGCGUACCCGAAACGACUUCAUCGGCUGGCGAACAUGGUCUAGGUCGCAUUCAGCUCUCUCUCACGUACUCAGCACAACGGCAAAAACUCGACGUGAUCAUACACAAAAUAAGUCAUAUACCUCUGCGCGAUCCCAGCAGCAUACCUGAUCCAUAUGUUAAACUGUAUUUGCUACCUGGCCGCAGCAAGGAGUCGAAGCGCAAGACCAGCGUCAUCAAGGACAACUGCAAUCCCACUUAUGAUGCGUCCUUCGAGUACCUCAUUUCAAUUGCCGAGCUGCGACACACCGAGCUCGAGGUCACUGUCUGCACACAAAAGGGUUUUCUAUCCAGUGGCAGUCCCAUCAUUGGCAUGCUCAAGAUACCUUUGGAUGACAGUGAUAUAACUACGCCGGCUGGUCUGAAGUCCUGGUUCGAUCUACAACCAGAGCUAAAGCACGAGUAAUGUCGCGAGCGUGGACAGCGGGAAAUCUGAAUCUCGAACAGCACAAUCAUACUGAACACUAAACACUUUUUUACAAGCUGCACUCAAUUUUUUGUAUUUGUUAUGUGUAUAAAUUGUAUUUAUAAUUCCUAUUGAGAAACCCUGAUUGGUCAUAACCAAAAACUCUAUUAGUCGUGCCUCUAAAUCUUAACUCUCGAUUGUAGUCCAAAAAUAAAAAAAAACUUGUGUUUUCAACUUUAAAUUAAAAUACAUACAUAUCUCAUUUUAUUACCUUAUUGUAAAAAACCCCAUUAAGUCCUUAGCCAGUUAAAGAACCAUUUCGCGCUUAGUCGAUGCUCAAACCGAUUUGUAUUGUCUCAUACACAACUUAGAACAUAGAUGGCGCUGUCACGUAAUUCUUUGUUUUUCUUGUAAUUCCCAAGUGUUUAUUUUCGGGGAUGAUGAUUUAUAUAGGGCGCUUGUUGAGCUACAUUCGUUCUUGCUUCGGCAGAACAUAUACUAAAAUUGGAACGAUACAGAGAAGAUUAGCAUGGCCCCUGCGCAAGGAUGACACGCAAAAUCGUGAAGCGUUCCACAUUUUUU